Messenger RNA from Cercopithifilaria johnstoni, 603 nucleotides. The record is from the annotation of a GenBank genome assembly. Lineage: Eukaryota; Metazoa; Nematoda; Chromadorea; Rhabditida; Onchocercidae.
AUGAGUUUUCCAGUAUUCAGGGCACGAUCCGCAGUUACAUUACCACGUGCGCGUUCCGUUGAAAAGGGUGAAGUAGCCACGCUUACCAGAGUUGCAACAGUGCCGAAUUUAGAUACCAUCCAUGUUGGUGAACGGUAUCGUCCAUCUACAUUAUUCAAAUAUCGACGAGAUUAUGAUUUGUUGGACGAUUAUUAUCACGACCGCAUGUUCUUUGAUACUCCAUUGCACUGGCAAGACUACAGAUUUGCAGCGCGCCGAUAUAUCAACACUGAUCCGACUUCAAGAAGUCUUGGUUUUGAAUAUCCUGCUUUUUGGUCACGCUAUAAGUGGUACACAGAUUGGCUAAAUCCAACAUAUUGGCGUCGCUAUCGCGAUCCGAAUUAUGAUCGACCAUUGUGGAAUAAUUGGCAACCAUGGCAUUUGGAUAGAAAUAAUGUAAAACGAGCAAUACGUAUGUACAAAGAAGGUCUGAUUGAUUUUGGAACAUUGGAUCGAUUUUGGAUCGUACCCUCAGCGCUUUCCAGAAAAGGAAAAGAUUGGACUGAUGUGUACUUACCAGCUGGACGUUAUGGUGCUCGACGCUAUUUCUACUCAUUCGCAUAA